AUGUCGCAACACCCUCAGUCGGCCAAGCGCAUGCGCAGCAACACGUCCAACGUCGACUUCACCCCGCAGACGGCGCCCGCCCUCAGGACACGACCGCACCAUCUGACCGCCGGCCACGGCCACGGCCACGGCAACGCCCACGACCACGGCAACGCCCACGACCACGACCACCUGCCCGUUCCCGGCCCCGGCCCCGGCGUGGGCUUGUACACCCCGACCGUCUACAAUGCCAGCUUCGCCACCAUCCCCUCCACCCGCCAGGACGUCGACUACGCCUCCUACGUCGCCCCGGCCCAGCACAAUGGCUACCCCGCCGCCGCCUACCCGGACGCCUACGACCCGCUGCCACACGGCAACAGCUACACCAUAGCAUACGGCCAGCCUCCCCCGACCAACUACAAUCCCUCCCAUGGCGGCUACUACAGCCCCGGCCUGGUCGCCGCCGCCCAGAACGGGCCUUACUCGCCCGUGACCGCACGCCAGUCCACCUCGGCAGGUCCCGAAACCUACUCGCCCUCCCCGAUCCCCGGAAGCAGCACCGGUGCCUCCUAUACCGACUUGCAAGCACACUCCACGACCCCCAUGCCGCAGCAGAACCUCCAGCAGCAGUACGAGGAUGCCUAUGGGUCCCAACCUGUGGUACACAGCUCGGCCAACCACGUACAGAACAUGUCGUAUGUGGACCCGACUGUGAGUGCUCAGUACAGCCACCCGUCCAUCGAGCAGCCAAACGACAACUUGCCCGCGGCAUUACAGAGCCCGGAGAGCUCGUCUGAGGAGGAAAGCGAGAGUGACGAAGAUGCCCAGGGCGAAACCGCGGACGAGGCCGAAUUGAGUGCCGAGCUCCCAGCGCUCCCCACUCCAGGUCCUGCCCUGACUCUCAACCCGGCCCCGAAAUACAAGAAAACGUCACACAGCGAGCCUGCCAAACCCCCAGACUCGAAAUGUGCCUGCAAGAAGGGCCGAGGCAAGAAGAAGGCUUGUACAUCGUGCGCUUGCAGUAAAUAUGGCCGGAAGUGCGGGAAAAUGUGCUCCUGCGGCACUGCCUGUGGCAACCCGUUCCAGGACCUGACAGCAUUUUUCGGGCCCUCAGCAAGGUUUCCGAAACCCUGCGACGCGAACGCCUGCUUCGCGACUUGGCUCUCGAACCAGCCGAACAUCGAAGAGCUCGAUGUCGACCUGAUGGUGGACAUGCUGCUGUAUGAUGACUCAUCGUGGGCGUCGAUUCGAGGACACACCCCGGCCUUGAAAGACUGGGAGGACAGGUGGCUCAAGGCGAAGAACUCCAAGUCGAAAAAGCUCAAAGAGGACCGAGAGCGCCUAGAAUUUGAGCUGCUGCGCGGGGCCCUGGGCAAUUGCAACCCCAAUGACUUUCACGGCUACUGGUACAGCUUCUGCAAAGGCCAGUGGGUGCCGAUGGACAACUGGGAACACUGCAGGGAGUGCAAGGCGUGCGCUCCAAGCAGCGAGUGGCAUUGCGAACAGCAUGGCCAGUGUACGGUCAACCGUACCUGCGCCGGAUGCACCGGGACCGCGACAACGUCGUAUCCCGAGAUGGCUGCGUAUACAGUGGCGGCAUAG
This is a messenger RNA of Neoarthrinium moseri, 1581 nucleotides long. RefSeq lists its product as uncharacterized. The record is from RefSeq and is a predicted model, not a curated record. Lineage: Eukaryota; Fungi; Ascomycota; Sordariomycetes; Amphisphaeriales; Apiosporaceae. The transcript is spliced from 2 exons. Bases 1 to 1581 code for a protein of 526 amino acids.